AUGGCCAAAUUUGUAAAGAUGAUCACCGCAGCUGUCCUCUUCUUGGGAUCCGUUUCAGCUGACGUCUGCGCUGUUGAAGAUCGAACUGUUGGAGAAUACAAUUACUGGGGAGCGCCAAACUGCUUUCAACUCUGUGGAAAUUGUGCUAAUGAUGUUAUUUGCGAUGAAGCGACUGGAAAUUGCCCGGAAAAGGCCUGUGCCGAAGGGUGGAAAGGAGAGAAGUGCGAUGAACCAAUUUGCGAUGAAAAGCUUUGCGGCAAGGGUCUUUGUGUCGCACCGAACAAAUGCACAUGCCCCUCUCUUCUUGCCCAGUACAAGAAAGGAGAUGACAAGAUCGGCUGCUACUCCCUUCGCGCGGACGGAAUCAAAGGUGCCUUCCUCGCCAUGGGAAUCUUGAUCGUCUCCAUCGUCACCUGCUGGGGCAUCGGCAAGCACACCCAGAAAAGCGCCUAA
Oikopleura dioica is the source of this 453-nucleotide messenger RNA. Lineage: Eukaryota; Metazoa; Chordata; Appendicularia; Copelata; Oikopleuridae. The record is from the annotation of a GenBank genome assembly.